Messenger RNA from Arabidopsis thaliana (thale cress), 1180 nucleotides. RefSeq names its product ribosomal protein 5B (gene RPS5B). The transcript is spliced from 5 exons. The record is from RefSeq and is marked reviewed. Gene Ontology annotation, biological process: translation. Gene Ontology annotation, molecular function: structural constituent of ribosome; RNA binding. Lineage: Eukaryota; Viridiplantae; Streptophyta; Magnoliopsida; Brassicales; Brassicaceae. Bases 351 to 974 code for a protein of 207 amino acids. Gene Ontology annotation, cellular component: small ribosomal subunit.
AGUUGGUAAGCAUUUUGAGAACUUUGUUCGAUGCAACGUAUGAUGAUUUAUGUAGACAAAAGAUAAAACCGUAUCUUCAACUAUUGCCAAGAAAAGAUAAAACCUAAUCUAGUCAGUCUCUCAACAUAAAUACAACCCAAUAGCCAAACUGUGUCCAAUUCGGAGAGAAACUAAACUAAAACAAAACACAAAAGCCCAACAUAAGCCCAAUAAAACCCAUUUUAUAAACAGAACAUUACUAACACUCAUUUUUAGGGUUUAUUCUUCAUUGCUUGAGCUUCCUUCUCUUCUUCUUCUUCAAGCCGCGGCUAAAGAUCCCUACUUCUCUCGACACUUAUAGAGUUUCAGUCAUGGCCGCCUCCGCAGAAAUCGACGCUGAGAUUCAACAGCAGCUUACCAAUGAGGUUAAGCUCUUCAACCGUUGGAGCUUUGAUGACGUUUCGGUUACGGAUAUUAGUCUUGUGGACUACAUUGGUGUUCAGCCAUCGAAGCACGCAACUUUUGUUCCCCAUACUGCUGGACGAUACUCUGUGAAGAGGUUCAGAAAGGCGCAGUGCCCAAUUGUUGAGAGGCUCACUAACUCUCUCAUGAUGCACGGAAGAAACAAUGGUAAGAAGUUGAUGGCUGUCAGGAUCGUCAAGCAUGCCAUGGAGAUUAUCCACCUCUUGUCUGACUUGAACCCGAUUCAAGUUAUCAUUGAUGCCAUUGUUAACAGUGGUCCACGUGAAGAUGCUACCAGGAUUGGAUCUGCUGGUGUGGUUAGGAGGCAGGCUGUUGAUAUCUCUCCUCUAAGACGUGUGAACCAAGCGAUCUUCUUGCUUACAACUGGUGCACGUGAAGCUGCCUUUAGAAACAUCAAGACAAUCGCUGAGUGCCUUGCUGAUGAACUCAUCAAUGCUGCAAAGGGAUCUUCCAACAGCUAUGCCAUCAAGAAGAAAGAUGAGAUUGAGAGAGUUGCUAAGGCCAAUCGUUAAGGGAUCUCCCUUUCCUCUAAGUUUGCAUUAUAUCAAAGAGUUUUUGUGUUGUUUCCAUUAGCUUUGGAUAUGUUUCAGAUGAUCUCUCUAUCUUUAAUGAAAUUUUGACGCUUAUAAUCGACUUGGGAUCUUGAUCAUCAAACGGUUUCAUAUUUAAAAUUAUUUCAUCUAUAUAUUUUUCAGUUUAAAGUGCUAUAAAUCAUGGU